AAAUGUUGGUGCCGGCGCGGAAUGGAACAAAGAAUGUGAUCGUUGCCACUGCUGAAGCCAAGGUUAAACGCGUAGUCUUCACAUCUUCAAUCGGUGCCGUCUACAUGGACCCCAAUAGAGAUCCCGAUGUGGUUGUGGAUGAGUCCUGUUGGAGUGACCUAGAGUUUUGCAAGAACACCAAGAACUGGUAUUGCCAUGGGAAAACCGUGGCGGAGCAAGCAGCAUGGGAUGAGGCCAAAGAGAGAGGAAUGGACUUGGUUGUGGUGAACCCAGUUCUUGUGCUUGAACCGCUGCUUCAACCAACCAUCAACGCCAGCACUGUCCACAUCCUCAAGUACUUGAAUGGCUCAGCCAAGACUUAUGUCAAUUCAGCUCAGGCAUAUGUGCAUGUUAUGGAUGCGGCAUUAGCACACAUACUGGUGUAUGAAACUGCCUCUGCUUCUGGCUGUUAUCUUUGCGGCGAGAGCUCCCUUCACCGUCGCGAUGUCGUUGAAAUCCUUGCCGAGUCCUUCCCUGAAUAUCCAGUACCCACCAAGUAA
This is a messenger RNA of Argentina anserina (silverweed cinquefoil), 539 nucleotides long. RefSeq names its product cinnamoyl-CoA reductase 1-like. The coding region runs from base 3 to 539 and encodes 178 amino acids. The transcript has 2 exons. Gene Ontology annotation, molecular function: oxidoreductase activity, acting on the CH-OH group of donors, NAD or NADP as acceptor. The record is from RefSeq and is a predicted model, not a curated record. NCBI's taxonomy places the organism in Eukaryota, Viridiplantae, Streptophyta, Magnoliopsida, Rosales, Rosaceae.